Amaranthus tricolor (Joseph's coat) is the source of this 649-nucleotide messenger RNA. RefSeq names its product peroxiredoxin-2-like. NCBI's taxonomy places the organism in Eukaryota, Viridiplantae, Streptophyta, Magnoliopsida, Caryophyllales, Amaranthaceae. The transcript has 3 exons. Gene Ontology annotation, molecular function: thioredoxin peroxidase activity. Gene Ontology annotation, cellular component: cytoplasm. The record is from RefSeq and is a predicted model, not a curated record. Gene Ontology annotation, biological process: cell redox homeostasis; cellular response to oxidative stress; hydrogen peroxide catabolic process. Bases 40 to 528 code for a protein of 162 amino acids.
UAUAUUUAAUUUCAACAUACCAAUUACAAUUCUAUAAAAAUGGCACCCAUCGCAGUGGGAGAAACCAUCCCUAACAGAAAUUUAACUUACUUAGAUGACUCGCAAACCAAACAGGAUGUUUCCCUCCAUUCCUUAGCCGGCGGAAAACUUGUCGUUAUUGUCGCUGUUCCCGGUGCCUACACCCCUACCUGCAGUCUGAAGCAUGUGCCUGGAUUUAUCGAAAAGGCCGAGGAAUUAAAGUCUAAGGGAGUUGCUGAAAUCAUUUGUAUAAGUGUAAAUGACCACUUUGUGAUGAAAGAAUGGUCGAAAACAUUCCCACAAAACAAGGACGUGAAGUUUCUUGCGGAUGGCUCAGCAGCUUUUGCACGUGCAGUGGGUCUUGAGAUAGACCUUAGUGAGUACGGGUUCGGUAAGAGGUCUCAAAGGUAUGCUUUGCUCGUUGACGAUCUCAAAGUUAAAGUAGCCAACAUUGAAGCCACCGGAGAAUACUCGGUCUCAAAUGUCGACCAAAUUCUCAAAGCCCUUUAAAUUUUACAUAUAUAUAAACGCUUAUUUUUUAAAAAUAAUGAUUAUUAUUAUACUCUAAGAAGGCGGAGCUAUGUAUAAGAAUAAACAUUAGUUAUAUCAUCUGACAUGUAAUUUGGUUGUA